AUGAAGUACUACAUUCGAUCUGGAAGUUUGAAGCGGUUGUUUUCGAUAGGACGUCGUAGUACAAGCAGCAGUAGCAGCAGUUUAGAAGAUUCUGGAAUUGAAGAAGAUUACAAUAAUAAUAAACUCAAGUUUCCUGACCUUGAACCCCAUCUUUUUGCUAAAAAACCCACUUGGAAAUGUUACUCCUUUGAAGAAAUCUUUGUUGCUACUAAUGGCUUCUCCCCAGAUAAUUUGGUGGGAAAAGGAGGUUAUUCAGAGGUAUACAGAGGAGAGUUAAAAGAUGGAGAAAUGGUGGCAGUGAAGAAGCUAACAAGAGCAACCAAUGAGGAGAAGAGAGAGAAAGAGUUUUUAACAGAGAUUGGAACAAUUGGACAUGUUUUCCAUCCAAAUGUUUCUUCUCUGUUAGGUUGUUGUAUUGAUAAUGGUCUUUAUCUUCUUUUCCCCUUCUCUCCUAGAGGCUCUGUUGCUUCUGUUCUUCAUGAUCAAAGUGAUAGGGCGAUGGAGUGGGAAGUAAGGCACAAGAUAGCAGUUGGAACAGCUAAGGGUUUGCACUACUUGCACAAAGGGUGUCAAAGAAGAAUCAUACAUAGAGACAUUAAGGCCACCAAUAUUUUGUUAAGUGAAGAUUUUGAGCCACAGAUUUCUGAUUUUGGUCUUGCUAAAUGGCUUCCUACCCAAUGGACUCAUCAUUCAAUUGCCCCUAUUGAAGGAACGGUCGGAUAUUUGGCACCUGAAUAUUUCUCUCAUGGGAUAGUUGAUGAGAAAACAGAUGUAUUUGCAUUUGGAGUCUUUCUAUUAGAGCUAAUUUCCGGGAAAAAACCAGUAGAUGCCUCUCAUCAAAGCUUACGCAGUUGGGCUAAACCAUUCCUUAAGCGAGGGGAGAUUGAGAAAUUGAUUGACCCAAGACUUGAAGGUGCCUAUGAUGAUGUCGAAUUUAGACGACUAGCUUUUGUUGCCUCUAUUUGCAUUCGUUCAUCAACUACUUGGCGCCCUACCAUGAGUGAGGUACUUGAGAUGUUGAUGGGAGGGGAGAUAGAUGAAGAAAGGUGGGAAAUGCCGGAGAAAGAAGCACAAGAUCUUGAUAAAGAGUUUUGGGAUUUUGAAGACCUUGAAUAUGAGUGUGACUCUUCAUUCUCCACAUCAAUACACGAUGAUUCGAUUUCUACCGGAAGUUCUUAGAAUCGAAAUAUGGCGUUAAAUUAGGUAUCGUGUAAAUAAAAGACAUAAACUUCAAUUCUUAGGAAGAAGAUGAAUGCUAAAUGUUGUAAAACUAGAUGAGUUAGACCGAUUAAUUAUUGAGAAGCUUUCUAUGUAACUACGAUAUUAUAUGUUGAGCUCCUAGUGUUAAAUUAAUGUUGUAGCUAGGAUCGAUAAGACCUCGGUUUAUUGGCACGAACCAAAUACGAGUCAAUUAAAAGUUCGACUUUGUAGUGAAAUGUCUAAAAUUAAUUUUAUGCA
Molecule: messenger RNA, 1458 nt
Organism: Spinacia oleracea (spinach)
Lineage: Eukaryota; Viridiplantae; Streptophyta; Magnoliopsida; Caryophyllales; Amaranthaceae
Product: probable receptor-like serine/threonine-protein kinase At5g57670
Exons: 7
Coding region: 1-1179 (392 amino acids)
Biological process (GO): protein phosphorylation
Molecular function (GO): ATP binding; protein kinase activity
Source: RefSeq, a predicted model, not a curated record